Messenger RNA from Solanum tuberosum (potato), 6509 nucleotides. Its product is annotated as formin-like protein 20. The transcript has 17 exons. Bases 437 to 5767 code for a protein of 1776 amino acids. Lineage: Eukaryota; Viridiplantae; Streptophyta; Magnoliopsida; Solanales; Solanaceae. The record is from RefSeq and is a predicted model, not a curated record.
CUCUCUCUCUCUCUCUCUCUCUCCAUCUAUCUGACUUUCCUAAAAACAAUGGCAACGAUCAUAUCUUCCAUUCUCAUCUAAUCCAUUCUUCAACUCUCUUUUGAAUUUUGAAUUUUUUCCUUCUUCAACUUACAAACCCUAAACUCAUUUUCACCUCGAUCUCACUUCUUCUGCUGUUUUCUAGAGUGUUUUAUUGGUUGAGCUAUCGUAGUUUGAAGAAAUCCAGCUGUAUUUUGCAUUCUGGUGGUGAUUAUUCUACUACAUUAAGUGAAUUAUUGAUGUAUUUGUAGAAGAGAGUUAAUUUGAGAUCAAUUGAACUGUUGAAUUGGGAAUUUUGUCUAGAGAUCUGUUUUACGGGUGAAUUUGGUGUACUUAGAAGUGAAGGGUGGAAUUGGGGAGGUUUUGGAUCCGAUCAGGGGAGAAACAGCGCCAUUAGAUGGCGCUGUUCAGACGGUUCUUCUAUAGGAAGCCACCGGAUCGGCUUUUAGAGAUCUCUGAGCGGGUUUAUGUGUUUGAUUGCUGCUUCUCCACUGACGUGUUGGAUGAAGAUGAGUACAAGACAUAUAUGGGAGGGAUUGUAGCUCAGCUGCAGGACCACUAUGCAGAUGCUUCUUUCAUGGUUUUUAACUUUAGGGAAGGUGAUAGGAGGAGCCAAAUAUCUGACAUAUUGUCUCAGUAUGAUAUGACUGUGAUGGAUUAUCCUCGGCAAUAUGAAGGGUGUCCACUUCUGCCUCUGGAGAUGAUCCACCACUUCUUGCGCUCGAGUGAGAGUUGGCUUUCACUUGAGGGUCAGCAAAACGUCCUGUUAAUGCACUGUGAGAGGGGAGGCUGGCCUGUACUCGCUUUUAUGCUUGCUGGCCUUCUUUUGUACCGAAAACAGUACACUGGUGAACUUAAAACUCUUGAAAUGGUAUACAAGCAGGCCCCUAGGGAGCUGCUCCAUCUUUUGUCACCUCUGAAUCCACAGCCAUCUCAGCUUAGAUAUCUCCAGUACAUCUCCAGAAAAAAUUUUGGUUCAGAAUGGCUGCCAUCAGAUACACCUUUUGCCUUAGAUUGCAUCAUACUUAGUUUUCCUCCUCUAUUUGAUAGAGGGAGAGGCUGUCGACCUGUACUUCGCGUCUAUGGACAGGACCCUGCUUCAACAACUUCGAAUAGGAGCUCUAAGCUCCUCUUUUCAACUCUAAAGACAAAAAAACAUGCUCGCUUCUACCAACAGGAAGAGUGUUCAAUGGUGAAAAUUGACAUCCAUUGUCGUGUCCAAGGAGAUGUUGUUCUCGAGUGUGUCCAUUUGGAAGAUGACCUAGUAAGGGAAGAAAUGAUGUUCAGGGUCAUGUUCCACACCACAUUUAUUCGCUCAAAUGUUUUGAUGUUAAUGCGUGAUGAUGUUGAUGUCCUAUGGGAUGCAAAAGACCAAUUUCCUAGAGGGUUCAAAGCAGAGGUACACUUUUCGGAUCCUGAUGCUGUUCCAUCUGUUGUCACUGAAGAAGUGCCAAGUGAGGAUGAGAAUGGGACUGAAGGUGCUUCACCUGAGGAGUUUUUUGAAGUCGAAGAGAUAUUCAGCAAUGCCGCUGAUGGGCAGGAUGGAAGGGGGGAAUCUGGAGCCCACAUUGUCAAGGAAAGUUUGCUGGAUGAUGAUAGUAUUGAAAUGAUCUGGAAAGAGGAGGUGGAACAUCAUGCAUUUCAAGAUUGUGCAUCAGACGAAGUAAAUCACAAGCAAGAAGGAAAGAUUGAUUCUAAUCGCUCUGCAUCAGAAAAAAAUAUUUUAGGAGAUAGAGACAACUCUAUACCCUCCAAGGUUGUAGUUUCCAAUGGUACUAGCAACAUGGAAUCAGAACAGGUAAUAUCUGGGGAUUGUGUUGCAUCAGAAAAUGGGGAGCUAAAGCAAGAUAAAGAAGACACUCUGAGACAGAAGAAGUUAGAGAGGGAAGGUUCGCAACAGAAGGUGAGUGCUGAUACUAAUAAACAAAAAAGUGACAAGACAGCCUCAUCUCUAAAGAAACAAUUGUUCUCCAACACUAAACCUGCCACUGAUGGCGUAGGUCCGAAAAAUAAAUCUAAACAGCAGGAAAUCCAAGGCACUGUUUUACGACCGGCAAAGCCUAAUGCAGUGUCCCGGUGGAUCCCUCCCAACAAAGGUUCUUACACUAGUUCAAUGCAUGUAUCGUAUCCACCAUCAAGGUAUAACAGUGCUCCUCCUGUGCUUGCUCUCACCAAGGAUUUUCAAUCUGGGGUUAAAUCAAAGUCACCAUCUCCUCAAGCUUCUUCAGAAGCUAUAGCUUCUGCUGAAGCAGGUCGUGUUUCAGGGAAAGACUCUUCAUGUUCUGCAUCGGGUAUGUCAAUGGUUGAGGGAUCUGUUGCUACAAUGUCUGCCCCAGAAUCAGUUGAAAGCCACGCCCUUCAGCUUCAUCCAUCUCCUCCGAGUCCGCUUCUUUCGCCAUCUCCAAUCACUUCAUCUCAUGAAACUUCUGAUACUGAGGUAGCAGGAACUAAUUCACCAUCAGCGACUUCAGCUUUGUCUUCACAGGGGAGCAAUAUUACGACAUUUUCUUUGACUCAGACGAACCCUUAUUCUUCACCUGCUCUGGCCGCACCUUCCCAGCCACCUUUGUGCAGGCCAUCCCUGUCACUUUCAAGUAACAUCCGGUCAUUUUCACCUCCUCCACCUCCCCCACCCCCUCCGCCUCCACCAUUAACUAGCUCGAGGAUGACUUCACUGGGUGCCUUUUCUCCUCCCCCACCACCACCACCUCCACCUCUGCCCUCAUCAUCCAGUGUAAUAAAUGUUGGUAGGGUCCCUCCACCACCCCUUUGGAUGGGGUAUGGGACUACCUCAGAAGUAGUAUCUAGUUCAUCACCACCUCCACCUCCACCUCCACCUCCUCCACCACCUCCUCCUCCUACACCUCCUACUCUUUCCCCACGAAUCCUACAUACCUCGCAAGUUGCUCCACCUCCACCGCCCCCACCACCACCACCUCCUUCAACCUACGUUCCCCCUCCUUUAUACAACACUCAAUCUGCACCAUCUCCACCACCUCCCCCUCCUUUUUCUAGAGCGCCAACUCCACCACCUCCCCCUCCCCCUCCUUUUUCUAGAGCGCCAACUCCGCCACCUCCCCCUCCCCCUCCUUUUUCUAGAGCGCCAACUCCGCCACCUCCCCCUCCCCCUCCUUUUUCUAGAGCGCCAACUCCGCCACCUCCCCCUCCCCCUCCUUUUUCUAGAGCGCCAACUCCACCACCACCACCUCCAUUGCCUGGAGCUCCACCUCCUCCUAUGCGGGGGCCUCCACCGCCUCCUCCUCCUCCUAUAUACACAUCCAAUUUACCAAGAUUGGCUAGCUUUGGGGGUUCCACAUCGCUGCCACCUCCUCCCCCUCCUCCUCCUAUGCGUACUGGCUAUUCUCUUCCUCCCCCGCCUCCUCCACCACCUCCACCAAUACGUGGAGCUCCACUGCCUCCUCCCCCUCCUCCUCCUAUGCGUACUGGCUAUUCUCUUCCUCCCCCGCCUCCUCCACCACCUCCUCCUCCUCCUAUAUACACAUCCAAUUUACCAGGAUUGGCUAGCUUUGGGGGUUCCCCAUCGCUGCCACCUCCUCCCCCUCCUCCUCCUAUGCGUACUGGCUAUUCUCUUCCUCCCCCGCCUCCUCCACCACCUCCUCCUCCUACACCUCCUACUCUUUCCCCACGAAUCCUACAUACCUCCCAAGUUGCUCCACCUCCACCGCCCCCACCACCACCACCACCUCCAUUGCCUGGAGCUCCACCUCCUCCUAUAUACACAUCCAAUUUACCAGGAUUGGCUAGCUUUGGGGGUUCCACAUCGCUGCCACCUCCUCCCCCUCCUCCCCCUCCCCCCCCUCCUCCUCCUAUGCGUACUGGCUAUUCUCUUCCUCCCCCGCCUCCUCCACCACCUCCACCAAUACGUGGAGCUCCACCGCCUCCUCCUCCUCCUGGAGGUCGUGCACCUGGUCCACCUCCCCCACCCCCUCCUGGAGGGCGUGCACCUGGUCCACCUCCUCCACCACCUCCUCCUCCUACACCUCCUACUCUUUCCCCACGAAUCCUACAUACCUCCCAAGUUGCUCCACCUCCACCGCCCCCACCCCCUCCUGGAGGGCGUGCACCAGGUCCACCUCCCCCACCCCCUCCUGGAGGGCGUGCACCAGGUCCACCUCCCCCACCUCCUCCGGGAGGACGCGCACCUGGUCCACCUCCCCCACCCCCUCCUGGAGGGCGUGCACCAGGUCCACCUCCCCCACCUCCUCCGGGAGGACGCGCACCUGGUCCACCUCCUCCACCACCUCCACCAAUACGUGGAGCUCCACCGCCUCCUCCUCCUCCUGGAGGUCGUGCACCUGGUCCACCUCCCCCACCCCCUCCGGGAGGACGCGCACCUGGUCCACCUCCUCCACCGGGAGCUCCAAGACCUCCAGGUGGUGGACCUCCCCCACCACCACCGUUUGGUUCUAAAGGACCUGCAGUUGGCAGAGGCCUUCCUGCUGGGAGAGGGCAGGGAUUUUCACGCGCAGCUGGUGGUGUAGCCCCACGAAGAUCUAACUUAAAGCCGUUGCAUUGGAGCAAGGUAACUAGGGCACUUCAAGGAAGCUUAUGGGAUGAACUACAAAGAAAUGGAGAGACUCAAUUGUCACCAGAAUUUGAUUUUUCAGAACUUGAGACUCUUUUCUCUGCUAUAGUCCCCAAGUCAGAUAAUGCGGGUAAAUCUGGAGGGAGAAGGAAGUCUGUUGGGUCUAAACCUGACAGGGUUCACCUGGUUGACUUGAGGAGGGCAAAUAAUACUGAAAUUAUGCUCACAAAGGUGAAAAUGCCACUGCCUGACAUGAUGGCCGCUGCCCUUGCAAUGGAUGAGUCAAUUUUAGAUGCUGAUCAGGUGGAGAAUCUUAUCAAGUUUUGUCCUACCAAAGAUGAGAUGGAACUUCUCAAGAAUUACACUGGCGACAUGGAUCUUCUGGGGAAGUGUGAACAGUUUUUUCUGGAGCUCAUGAAGGUGCCCCGAGUAGAGUCAAAACUAAGAGUUUUUCUCUUCAAGAUCCAGUUCAACUCUCAGGUCACGGACUUCAAAAAAAGCUUGAACACAGUGAACUCUGCUUGUGAAGAGGUCCGACAUUCUCUUAAAUUGAAGGAAAUAUUGAAGAAAAUAUUGUAUCUAGGGAAUGCAUUGAACCAGGGAACUGCCAGAGGUUCUGCCAUUGGAUUUAAGUUGGACAGUCUUUUGAAGCUCACUGAUACUCGUGCUACUAACAACAAGAUGACACUCAUGCAUUAUCUUUGUAAGGUUCUUGCUUCCAAGUCACCAUCACUUUUAGACUUUCACGUAGAUCUUGUAAGCCUGGAAGCUGCGUCAAAGAUACAAUUGAAGUCUUUGGCUGAAGAAAUGCAAGCAAUCAUCAAGGGUUUGGAAAAAGUUAAAAAAGAACUGGAGGCUUCGGAGACUGAUGGCCCUGUGUCUGAAAUUUUUCGCAAGACCUUAAAGGAAUUCGUUGGUGUGGCUGAAGCACAGGUUGACUCUGUCAAGGAUUUAUAUUCUGUUGCGGGCAGAAAUGCAGAUGCACUUGCACUAUAUUUCGGUGAGGAUCCUGCUCGUUGUCCAUUUGAGCAAGUCACGGCAACCCUCUUAAAUUUUGUGAGGCUGUUCCGCAAAGCCCACGAAGAGAACUUGAAGCAGGCUGAAUUAGAAAGGAAGAAAGUUCAGAAGGAGGAAAUGGAGAACGCCAAAGGAGUUAAUCUCAAUAAGAAGGGUUUCAAGUGAAUUGGGAAUGAUUUCAUUGUUUCAGGGAAUAGGUGUCGAACGAUCUGUCUGUUGGUUGACCAUGUUAACUGAAGAUAUCUACCGAAGACAGACCAGAAGGCUCCUAAUGUAAGUGCUUUGGCAUUCUUUGGAUUCAAGAAAGAAUGUUGAGGCUUGUAAACCAGAGUGCAGUGAAUGCUUUGCAGAUAGGAAGCUGAACCGGACACAUCAUUGUCGGGGCUCUUGGAUGAUGCAAGCAACUGUCGCUCCAUAAAUUGAUCGCCUUGAAUUUUUGUUAUUGCCAGGUGAUCAUGAAUGCUAUCCAAACUUGGAGAAACUUGCUACAUGAUUAAACAGAUGCUGCAAUCAAGAGCGCGGAUAUGGAUAGAGCCAACAUGCUGGACUCGGUGUUGCCACAAUGUCCAGUGUUUACCAAUGACCGCCCUUACGCCAUGCCAACUGUAAAUUAGAAGUGUAACAUCAGUUUGUAUAAAGCCUAACCAGUAUAUCUAGAUUCAAAGUUAAUUCUUUUCAUUGUAACAUAGAAAAAAGGGGUUUCCUAUUGUGUCAGUUUUGAUGGGAACCUGCCACGAAAUUGAUUGUACAGAAAGCAGUAUAGGAGAGGAUAUAGAUAGAUUCUAUUAACAAAUAGUAUUGUAUCAAUAUGUAGGUUUUAGGAUUAGUUCCCCUUUCCUAAAUACAAAUUUUGGAAAAUAUUCUGAUAUCUUCAUUUUUUUAGUAACACAAGCCUUCUUGACAAUUA